This is a messenger RNA of Alternaria hordeiaustralica, 1656 nucleotides long. RefSeq lists its product as uncharacterized. The transcript has a single exon. The record is from RefSeq and is a predicted model, not a curated record. Gene Ontology annotation, molecular function: transmembrane transporter activity. Gene Ontology annotation, biological process: transmembrane transport. Bases 1 to 1656 code for a protein of 551 amino acids. Lineage: Eukaryota; Fungi; Ascomycota; Dothideomycetes; Pleosporales; Pleosporaceae.
AUGCCACAACCAGAACCACCGGGGCUAUAUCGCCAUCCGACAAGAAGCGAGAUCAUCGACCUCGCCGCAGCAGAAGGCCAUGAUGCAGACAUCCCAAGCAACCUCGGCUCAAUACAUCAAGUGCCGAGUCAUACAUCGGAAAGACGGCACUCGCUAGAUGAGAAGAAGGGAGAAUACACAACUGGCGAAAGAGAUGUUGAAAAGGGAAACGACACAGGCUCAAUCUCCAGUGCAGACCAACCCGAUGCAGAAGAGGAACCUGAACGCGAUCCGAAUGUUGUCGACUUUGACGGUCCUAACGACCCAGAGAACCCAAUGAACUGGAAAGCUUCGAAGAAAUGGGGCAUGGUCGCGCUCAUAUCGGCGAUUACGUUCCUAACACCUCUUGCGAGUUCGCAGUUUGCACCUGGUGUUCCGGAAGUUAUGCGCGACUUCAACUCGACGAGCGAUCUGCUUGAAGGCUUCAUGGUCAGCGUGUACGUUCUUGGCUUUGCGUUUGGGCCAUUGAUCAUUGCACCACUUUCGGAGAUGUACGGUCGACUGCCAUUGUACCAUAGCUGCAAUUUGCUGUUUAUUGUGUUCACGAUUGCGGCUGCAGUGGCGAACAAUAUGGCGCAGUUUGUUGUGUUCCGAUUUCUCAUGGGCUGCUUUGGAGGAGCGCCCAUGGUACUUGGUGGAGGGACUAUUGCAGACUUGAUACCACGAGAACAGCGUGGCACUGCCAUGGCUGUCUGGAUGAUGGGUCCAACGGUAGGGCCUUGUGUCGGUCCUAUCAUCGGUGGCUUCUUGACAGUAGCCAAAGGCUGGCGGUGGAACUUCUGGUUUGUCGCUAUAGUUGGCGGAGCAUUCUUCAUCAUGUCACUCAUUCUGAUGAGCGAGACAUCUGGCAUUAUCAUCCUACAACGGAAAGUCAAUCGUCUCAAAGCCGAGACCGGGAACACGAAACUACGAUCUAAGUUGGAUAGCGGCCUCACCCCACGCCAGCUCUUCAAAUUUUCGAUCAUCCGACCUGCCAAGAUGUUGUUCCGCUCAACUAUCUGCUUCGCCAUCUCGCUCUACAUUGCGAUUACAUACGCCUAUCUUUACAUUCUGUUCACCACAUUCACUGCGGUAUUCAAGGGCCAAUAUGGCUGGCAUGGCGGCAUAACUGGUCUCUCAUUCCUCGGCCUCGGCAUCGGCUCUCUCAUCGGACAAUUCACCUAUAUCCACUAUGGCAAUAAAGUGGUACACAAGCACAUGGCGCGCGGCGACUUCCGACCUGAACAUCGGUUGAAAAUGAUGUGCAUCGGCGGCUUCUUCAUUCCUUGCGGUCUUUUCAUCUACGGCUGGAGCGUGCAAUACCAGACGCACUUCAUGGUGCCUAUCGUAGCAACAGGCAUCAUCGGGUUCGGUCUGUUGAUGACGUUCAUGCCUGCGACUACGUACUUGGUCGACGUGUUUACUGUGCAUGCGGCGAGUGCCAUGGCGGCGAGUACAGUGUUGCGCAGUGUUGCAGCAGCCUUUAUCCCACUGAGUAGUCAGACGAUGUAUGCGCAAAUGGGCUACGGUUGGGGCAACACUAUGCUGGGGUUCAUCGCUACGUUACUGAUCCCGAUACCAUUCUUGUUCAUCAGGUACGGAGAGAACAUCCGCGCUAGAAGUACAGUCAAACUAUGA